GUCAAGGGUAGUGCCCUGCAUGCAGCCCAGCCACUAACCCAUCCAAGGAUGGGUUGUAAAUGGCUCUGUGUGGAAAGCUCUAAGGGGUGGGGAGGGUAUGUUAUGGGACCCCUUUUCUAACUGACAGUUUUCUUUGAGGCUGGAUUGGACUUGUGGUUGAGUGUCAAAAGCAUGCCUUUGAGGGAGAGAGUGCUUUAUUGACAUUGCAAAAACCUGAUGUCCAGGUUUUCACCUUAAGGCGGGCAUCACCAUAGUGACUCUGCCUACGCUUUAAAUGAAAAGUCUUUUCGUUACUGCAUUACUCCAUCGGCUAACUGAAUAGAAAAUUCGUGAAAGAUUUGACAGAUUACACUGACUGACGUGUCGUCGGUGUCGAUGAUUAUUUGACGUUUGCCAGUAAACGCGGAUAAUUCUAUUACUGUAAACAGAAUAAUUACUAUUGGUCAGUUAGUUGCAGCAAAUCGAUGAAAACGGCUUAUUAAGAUUGGUCUGAUGAAGGUAGAAAUUCUCUCAACGAAGCAUAAGGAUGGAGUAUGUAUUCAAGUAAGGAGUAAUUGUAGGGAAUGUCACAGGCGUUUCAAGGGUUGAUAGGAUGGGGUUUGCAAUAUUCCUCAAUUAUUGUCGAGACUCACUGAAAUCAGGGGGGUACUCAAGACAGUUAAACGGCGGCUAUGAAAAUUUGUGCAGUCAUCUUUUCGUAUUAUCUCGCCAUUGAUGCUGAUGCUAAUAAGAGAAAGAAAGUUUGCAAAUAAAUAAUGGGCAUGUUGUCAGAUCUUGAGGACUUGAUAAAAAAGAAAUAGGACUGCUGUACAGUGGGUAAGGUUUAGAAGAUUGUUUCUAUCGUUUACUUUAAAUUUUCAUCAUGGCUUUCAGGUUGUCCGAAGGUUUGGAAUUUCAGUUGGAUAAAAAUUGAUCGCUGAAAUAAUAGUUUGGAAUAUCUGCAUUUAUCUACUUUUUAUCACAACUCAAUUUCUCUUCUGAAAUACAACAAUCUUUUCCAGAAUACAUCGAAAUUUUCUGUUACACAAAAGCAAGCUAAAACAAACCAAAAUUAAGAGAAUCACAACAAAAUUUCAAAGUACUGGUGACUAAGCCUGUCGCGGACCGGAACCUGGGACUAGCUCUGACCACAUACUGCUAAUUAGGGCGCCAUUUUUGUACCGUUCUUGUUGAGGAACUGAGCUAAAUUGGCUUCUUCAAGUUCAGUAAGCGAUCAUCCAGAAGAAGAAAGCAUAAUUUCAUAUUAGUUUCAAGAGGAUAUACGUUUUAAGGUAUCACUGAAUUUUUAGCGAAGUGUCAUGGCAUCACGACGUGUGUACGAACAUUGAAAAAUACAGUUUGUAGGUUGAAGCAUUUUAACUUUCAGGAGAAGAUUGCCAUCUUUUGACAUGGAUGUUGUCCAAGAACAAAUCAUGAAUGAGCUUAGAGGCCCAGGAUUUCCAAUACUUGGUUGUAUUGAUGGAUGGAGUCGAAAAUAAUGUGGCUAACAGUUACAAGGUCGAACAACCAUCCAGAAAUUAUUUUCAGGUUUUAUUUGAAUUGUGUUGCAGGGUUAGAAGGCUGUCCAGUGAAACUGGGGACUGAUUGUGGAACAGAAAAUGGUGUAAUGGCAGCUAUGCAAUGUACAUUUCAACAAGAUGCAGAAGCACAAAAGUAUGGUUCAUCUCCGGUGAAACAAAGGAUUGAGGGCUAGUGGGUAUUUUACAGAAGAAAUAGUUGUUCAGUGUAAAGCAUGUAGGAAGUGGCUAGUGCAUGAACGAAGUGCUUGAGUGCUCAAACCACUUCUUAAGUGCUUUACAAAAGAACAGAACACUGUCAUGGCUUCUCUAUUUGUUUUAUAAGAAAGAAUAGAUUAACCAUUUAACUCACCUGAGUGGCCCAGACAAAAAUUCUCCUUACAAUAUCAACACAAUAUCAACCAGACAAGUGAUGAGAAUAAAGAAAACUAUCAAUUUGGGGAUAAUUAGUUGAUCCAAUACUAAAUUCUCUGAAAUAACAUUAUAAGAAUUGUAUGGUUGACUACAAGAAGAAUUACAAAUUUAGUCUGGGAGUUAAAGGCAUUGCUUUCAAUUUUCCAAAAAGAAAAAUUAAGGUGCUAAAUUAUGACUGGUCCUUGAGUCAGUUUUUGUUUUGUUUUGGAGGAGAUCACAUUAAGCUGUCCUAGAUAUAAUGCAGCUAGUCAAAAUGCUUUCCUAGUAUUAAUACAGUAAAGAUAUUGUGGCACUUUAUAUGGCACUUUUUAUAAACAAGGAUGUCCACUGAAAGUUUCUUAAGUUGAUGGCCAAGCCUUUUGUGACUUUGAGACAAGAGUGACUCUUAAAUGUAGUGCGCAUUUUGAUUGAGUAUUUAAAGUAAAGUGGUUAUUUUACAGAAGAAACAGUUCUUGUAAAGCAUGUAGGAAAUGGCUAGAGCAUAAAAGAAGAGCUUGAGCGCUCAAGCUGCUUCUUAACCCUUUAACUCCCAAGAUCUCACUAUUAAUUCUCCUUACUGCCUGCCAUUCAGUUCUUGUGAUGUUAGUUUUGAGAAUUUGGUAUUGUAUCAACUUGUAAUCCACUAAUUAUUAUUUUUCUUUAUUCUCAUCAUAUGUCUGCUUGAUAUUGUUGUGAUAUUGUAGUGAUAUACUGUCUUGGUCACUCAUGGGAGUUAAAGGGUUAAGUGCUUUACAACAGAACAGAGUAAGUUGUCAAGGCUUCUCUGUUUGUUUUGUAAUAAAGAAUCCAUUAAAUUCCCUAAACAUUACUUUCAAUUUUCAAAACAAACUUUAGGCGAUAAAUUAUGACUGGUCCUUAAAGGGGGGCUUUUUUUUUUUUUUUUUUUUUCGUCCUCCAUCUAAUUUUGCCCACUCCAGUUUGUUUCACAGUGCCUCUGAGUCAGUUUUUGUUUUGUUUUGGAGGAGAUCACAUUAAGCCAUCCUAGAUGUAGGAUGUGACUCCCCUCCCCCAUAUAUACAUGAAUAAUUUGUUUGGCAGUCAAGAACUUCUUAAGUUGGUGAUUAUUUCCUUUACUCUUGUGAUUUUCCUGUUUGAUUCACGGUUGAUAGAGUAGGGAGAAAUUAGAUGCUGGUCAGCUCUUAGUGGUUAUAGGGUUGUCACCACUGGGUUAAGUAUAUAAUCUGACCAGGUGAGAGAUUGGCACAAGUUUGCUGAACCACUCGUAGAGCAAAUUAGAAUGAUACCAAUGCAAUAGAUACUAAGUUGAAAAUUACUUAUCUCGCAGGACACCAUUUGUUGCAUGACAUUCCAAAUAACUACUGCACAGGAGUCAGCAGACAUGACACACUGAUGCUCUCUUCUCAGUGGCAGCCCAAGCAAGGCCUAUACCCUGACAUUGGGCAAUAAAGAUCUGUCUGUUUACUAUUCUAUGAAUGGGGAAGAGUUUAGAGACGACAAACAGGUAAUGCAAACAUGUUGAGGGCUCCAAAAUGCCAUUAACUAAUAGAAUGUUCACUCUUUAUCGCCUAGGAAGGAGAGGGGGGUGGGAUGGUUUUGGUUGUGUUCAAUAAAAUUUGCCUGAUUCUCUCCACCGCAAGGGCUCUGUAAUAUUGUAAUAACCCCUCCCCCCUCCCACUGGCAGUCAAUUUUCUAGAGUCUCCCCUUUCUUCUAUGUUAUACUCUGAACCCCUUUCUGUUACCACUGAAAACUGUGUGAUUCCCCCCAAAAUCUUCUGACACCCCCAUCCCUCAGGAGAUAAAAAGGGAGUUGCUCCUUAUGGGGGUGCUGUUUUUUAAGUUUGAUAUUCUUUCUAAUUUUUCCCACUCCUGUUUGUUUCACAAUGCUUUUUUUGAGUCAGUUUUUGUUCUAGAAGAGAUCAUGUUAAGCAACCCUAGCUAGAUAUGCUGCAGUUAGUCAAAAUGCUUUCCUAGUCUCAAUACAGAGAGGAUAUUGUGUCACUUUAUAUGGCACUUUUUAAAAACAAGAAUGUCUCCUGAAUUUUUUUUAAGUUCAUGGCUCAGCUGUUUGUGACUUUGAGACAAGAGUGACUCUUAAAUGUAGCGUGCAUUUUGAUUAAGUGAUUACAAUUAAGGACAAUCAUGGUGACUAAAUAAUAACUCUAAAUUAAAACAAAAACAAAGGCUACUUUCAAAAAGCAGGAAGGCUUGAGUGAUUAACCUUCUACACCCUAAUAUCAUUAUGCACAUUUUCCAUACGGUUCUAUAUAUACAAGAAUAAUUUGUUUGGCAAUAAAGAGCUUCUUCAGUUAGUGAUUAUUUCCUUUACUCUUGUGACCUUCCUGUUUGAUUCACGGUUAAUAGAGUAGGGAGAAAUUAGAUGCUGGUCAGCUCUAAGUGGUUAAAGGGUUGUCACCAUUGGGUUAAGUACAGCAUCUGACCAGGUGAGAGAUUGGUGCAAGUUUUCAGAACCACUCAUAGAGCAAAGAGAAGCAAUACCAAUGCAAUAGAUACUAACAUGAAAAUUUCCUUAUCUCACAGGACACCUUUAGUUAGGAUUCAAAUGCAUAGUCUUCCAGGUCCUCAGUCUCCUGAAAAUGGAGUCACAAGAUUGGAUCUCUGGGAGACCCUGUUACCAACCCA
Molecule: messenger RNA, 4532 nt
Organism: Pocillopora meandrina
Lineage: Eukaryota; Metazoa; Cnidaria; Anthozoa; Scleractinia; Pocilloporidae
Source: the annotation of a GenBank genome assembly